This is a messenger RNA of Vanessa tameamea, 947 nucleotides long. RefSeq names its product dual specificity protein phosphatase 23-like. The coding region runs from base 16 to 861 and encodes 281 amino acids. Gene Ontology annotation, biological process: dephosphorylation. The transcript has 4 exons. The record is from RefSeq and is a predicted model, not a curated record. Lineage: Eukaryota; Metazoa; Arthropoda; Insecta; Lepidoptera; Nymphalidae. Gene Ontology annotation, molecular function: protein tyrosine/serine/threonine phosphatase activity.
UUCAACAUAGAUAUCAUGGCCAAGGUCUCCAGAAAUAAAUGUAACAUCCUCCAGAAACAGAGCUCAGUGCCAAGUUUUACUUAUCGAGCGUCAGUCAAAACACUAAAACCGCGCCAGAUGGUCAAGAGUGAAAGUAAUUGUCGAUGCGAAAAGUGUCUAUCGAAAAAAGACGAAAUGGAGGACGAAACAUACCACGUGUACACACGCAUGGAAGAUAUCACCGAACAGGAUGAUAAAAACUUAGCCGGAGCAAGAAAGGAGAUUCGGAACGAUUUGACUGUUAUCAUACCUGAAAAUCCGUUUCCGGAAAUAGAAGUCGAUGCUUACCCGCCAUUAAAAUUUUCGUGGGUUAUUCCAAAAAAAUUAGCAGCUAUGGCUUUUCCUAGGCAUGUAGAAAAUUUAAAAUUUUUGGUCAAUCAAGGUAUAACGCAUCUGGUAACACUGACAGCAGGUAAGAAGCCUCCAGUGAACGACAUCGCGAGAUUGAGAUGGACUGAAAUACCCGUAGAGGAAUUCGAAGCACCGACAGUGGAACAAAUUACAAAGUUUAUUGAUGUUUGUAAAAGGUCCGACAAGAAUGGUGAGGUAGUGGGUAUUCACUGCCGCCAAGGUCGAGGUAGGUGCGCGGUGAUGCUGGCGUGUUAUCUUGUACAUUUCCACCGGUUCCUACCGGAUCAAGCUAUGAACGUCAUAAGAAUGAUACGGCCAGGUUCAUUGGACUUCGAAGAGCAAGAAGAAGCGGUUGGCAAAUAUUUCGAAAAUCUAACAGAGAAUAACCCUCUCAGAUUUGGCGUCAGCGGUGACGUCAUGGACGAGUUCAUAGAAAUUGCACGAGACACAACUAAAAAUGCGCUUUUAUAAUAAAUAGAUUAUAUUGUAUUAAAUUGUCAUGAUUAUAAUUAUAAGAUUAUAAUAAAUAUCUCUUAUAAAUAAUCAUCAUGUAACUC